AUGUCUGAACAUAAUAUGAAUGAGAGUCAGUUAAAACAGAAACGUAUGAGAGGAAAAAACUUUACUGAAAGGGAAAAAGAGCUAUUAAUUGACUUGAUAUUACCUUUUAAGCCAAUUAUUGAAAAUAUUAAAACUGAUGCAAUUUGGAAUAACAAAAAGGCUGAGGUAUGGUCUAAAAUAACUAGCCUCUACAAUUUACAACAAACAUCAGGUAUUCGCAUUGACACACAAUUAAAAAACUUAUAUGAUACUCUUAAAAGAGAUGCUCGAAAAGAGAAAAGUAAUGAUAAGGUUCAAAUGUACAAAACAGGCGGUGGAUCAAAUACUAACCUUUUAUCAAAAACCACUGAAAAAAUUAUUGGCUUACUAGGAGACCAAAUGGAUCCAUUAAUUAAUUCAGUUGACUCUGAUACUAAUUACAAUGACGGAGGAUUUGAAGUUGUCAAUUUAUUUUCUGAGGACAUAACCGACUUUGAAGAUUCAAUUAUGUAUUUAUUAAUUAUUAGUUAAUCAGAUAUAACUUAUAACUAGGGCCCGGAAGUUCAUGCAUUUGCAUGUUUUUUUUUGAACCAUUAGAUUUAUUGCUAAGUGAGCUAGAAAUACAUUCCAAGACACUACAAAAAACAUAUCAAAAGUUUAUAGUGCAUAUUUUUGCAU
This is a messenger RNA of Acyrthosiphon pisum (pea aphid), 657 nucleotides long. RefSeq lists its product as uncharacterized. Bases 1 to 510 code for a protein of 169 amino acids. The transcript is spliced from 4 exons. The record is from RefSeq and is a predicted model, not a curated record. Lineage: Eukaryota; Metazoa; Arthropoda; Insecta; Hemiptera; Aphididae.